Messenger RNA from Pteropus alecto (black flying fox), 5447 nucleotides. RefSeq names its product microtubule associated protein 1 light chain 3 alpha (gene MAP1LC3A). Gene Ontology annotation, biological process: autophagosome assembly; cellular response to nitrogen starvation; autophagy of mitochondrion. Gene Ontology annotation, molecular function: ubiquitin protein ligase binding. The transcript has 4 exons. The record is from RefSeq and is a predicted model, not a curated record. Gene Ontology annotation, cellular component: cytosol; autophagosome membrane; autophagosome. NCBI's taxonomy places the organism in Eukaryota, Metazoa, Chordata, Mammalia, Chiroptera, Pteropodidae. The coding region runs from base 4647 to 5012 and encodes 121 amino acids.
AGAAAAAGUUUUCAGGUUUUCACUGUUAAAUAUGAUGUUAGCUGUGGCAUUGUCAUAGAUAGCCUUUAGGAUGUUGAGGUAUGUUCCCUCUACAUUCACUGUGUUGAAAGUUUUUAUCACAAUGAAUGUUGGAUUGCAACUUACUUUUAAAUGCAUCAAAAAGAUAUAAUGGGUAGAUGGAUGGAUGGUCGGACAGACAGAUAGUGAUGAAGCAAAUGGAGCAAGUAUUAAGCAUAGACUAACUGAUGGGUAUAUGGGUAGUCAUAUUCGAGUUUUGUGUGCUUGAAAAUUCUCGUAAUAAAAUGUUUAGAAAAAUUAUUUAACCUAUUAAUUUUCCUCUGGCAAAAAAUUAAGCAAAGCACUGGAAGGGAAGUUAAAGAGUGACUGGGGUGGGGGCUGCAGUCUUAAAUAAGAUCAUUCAAGAAGACCUCCCUGAGGAGACCUUGGAGAUGAGAGUGAGCCACGCAGAGAUCUUGGGAAAGAAUAUUCUGGGUAAAGGGAACGAUAAGUACAGAAAGGCCCUGGGGCACAAAUGGGUUCCUGGGGUUCCUGAAACAGUGAGGCCAGCAUAGCUGAAGCCAAAGGGGCGAGGGUGAGUGUAGAUGAGGCCAGAGGAGCAGCGGGGAGGCUGAUCCCACGGGCCUCAUGGGCCACUGUUUAGCCUUUGACUUUUGCUCUGAAUGAGUGGGAUGCAGGAACAGCAUGAUCCACCGGGAUUGCUUUUGUCAGUGUAGUGAGACCAGACUGGAGCAGGCAAGGCCAAAGCAAGGAGAUCAGUGAGGAGACGAUGGGAGUAGUCUGGCAAGAGAUGGUGGCAGCUUUGGCCUGAGUGGCAGUGGCAGAAGUGGUAAGAAGUGGUCAGAUUCUGGAGAUAUUUUGAAUGUAGAACCAAUAGUAUUUGGGCACGGAUUGGAUGUGGAAGCGAGGAAAAGAAAGGAGUCAAAGUUGACAGAUUGGAACCGGGAAGAUUACAGUUAGGGGAAGAUCGUGGGUUCAUUUGGGGGAGGUCAAGUUUGAGAUGUUUGCUAGACUUUCAAGUAGAGACAAGGAGUAGGCCAGGACUUUAGAUUCAGAAGAAAUGGAGAGAGAGGAUGAAGAAGUCAUGAGAGAAACCAGAGGACUGGAGGAGGGUGUGUUAGCCCUGCUGAUGGGUCAGGUGAGAGGAAGAGUGAGCACAGACCUUGAGAUUUGGGUGGUGGGCUCCUCCCCCACUGCAGCCUCAGCCCGGGGCUUAGUCUGACAAAAGAGGUGGAACCAUUUCCCCAAGUCCAUGGCCGACCUAGUUCUUUCCGUUACUCUUUUCAGCUGAUUACACGCAGUCUCGUGCAACUUCGAGAUUUGUCCACUUUAACACACACAGCUGUAGAUCAAGAGUCAGCAAAUUAAGGCCCUCGGAACAAAUCUGUUUUAGUAAAUAUCCACAGCCAUGCCCAUUCUGGUUGUCUACGGCUGCUUCCACACUCUAACAGAUGGUUGCCAGAGACCAUAUGGCCUGUGAAGCCAAAAAUAUUUACUGUCUGGUUUUUCAAAGGGAAAGUUUGCUGACUCCUUUUCUUUUUUACUAGAACAGUGUGUCAUUCUAGACACAGAAAUAUACAAGAUAUUGAACAUUUAGGUGCAUCUCAAUUUUUCACUAUUAUGAAAACGCUCCAGCAAACAUACCUAACCAUGUUUCUUUGGGCUCAUGUGCACCUGGAAGUGAGAUUGCUGGUUUGUAUGAUACAGGCAUCUUCAGUUUUGGUAGAUUUUGUCAAAUUGUUCUCCAAUAUGGCUGAAAUGAUUUACACUCCCAACGGCAGUAUGAAAAAGUUCCUCGAAAACUUUGUAUCGUGUUGUCAAACUUUAUCAGUUGGCAAUCUUAUAUUGUUUGUAGAUUCCUUUGGUUAUUCUGGCUAUGGAUGAUAGUUUUGCUCUUUUCCUUGUCUUGGUGCUCUGGCUGGGCAUAACAGUACUGUAUUUUGUUCAAUGAAAAAAUUAAAAAUUUUGUAACUGGCUUUAAAGGGAAUAAUGCUUAGCAUUUUACCAUAUACUAUGGUGUUUUACUGUUAAGCAUAUUUGCAAGUUUAAGGAUUUAUUUUGAGAGGACUCACUUAGAAAACCAGUUGCACUAGUGGCUUUUGAGAUAUAUGGCUAAUCAGUAUCUAUUUCUUUUUCAAUUAGUCUUGGCAAAUUAUCUUUUUCUAGAAAAUUGUCCUUUUCAUCUAAACUUUAAAUUUACUAAUGGCAUAAAGUUUAAAAUCUUUUUGUCAUUUCUGAUAUAUCGAGAUAGUUAUGUUCUUUUUGCAAUUAAUGUUUACUGUAUUGAUCUUUUCAAAGAUCUAGCUUUGCUUUGUGGUCUACACUAGUGUUAUUGUUUUCUAUUUCAUCAAUUUCUGCUCUUUAUUAUUAUCAUCCUUCACUUUCUUUGGGUUUACACUGUUAUUCCUUUUUAAAAUUGACACUGUUCAUAAAUUUUCCAUAUUACUUCUUACCUCAUACAAGGCUAUAAAUCUUCUAAAUGCUGCUUUAGUUGCUUCCCGCCCCACCCUGAGUUUUUACAUGUAUUCUCAUUUUUGGUUUGAUCUAAAUAGGUUUCAUUUCUAUAUGAUUUCAUAUUUGAGUAAUACAUUUUUUAAGAAAAAUGUUUAAAUUUGGAGCUUACUUGGCUCGUGUCUGUGGUCAGGGAUUGUUGUAUGAAAUGGAGUAGUUGGUAUCUGUUGACUAAUUUCUCAGAAUCUAGUAGUUAAGUCAUUUUUUUUUUUUGGUAAAUGUUUCCUAUGUGCUUGAAAGUAACAUAUUGAGUUCAGGGUUAUAUCAGAGUCCAUUGAUGAGGAUUAUUAAUAGUAUUAAAAUCUUCUAUAUUCUUUUGGCUGUUUGGUCUAUCAGUUACUGAAAUAGCUCUUAAAGCUCCUACUAUGCUGGAGGAUUUGGCAAUUUUUCCUUGUACCGAGACUUUUGCUUUAAACACUUUUCGACUUUUUUUUUUUUUACCUCUAACAUACAAGUUCAGAAUUGUUAUGUCAUCCUAGAUAUUGUUCUUUUAAUCAUUGUGGUGACCUCUUUGUCUCUAAUAAUGUCUUUUGCCUUAAAGCCUAUUUUGUCUGAUUUUUCUAUAGAUAAUCUUUUGGUUAGUUUUUCUCAAGUGUACUUUUUUCCAUUUUUUUACUUUUGAUGACCUAAGGUUUUAAAUGUCUUCUUGUAAACAGCAUAGAGCUGCAUUUUUUUGUUGUUGCUGCCAAUCUGAUCAUCCCUGUUUUAAUAGGUGAAUAUGAAACAUUUUCUACCUCUGGUUUUGUACCAUUUAUAUACCAUUCUUUUACUUUGCUUCCCUUUUCAUCUUUUCUGUCUUCCAUUGUAUUUUAAUAUCCUUUUCUAACCAUUUUUCUGCAUUGGCAGUUAUACUUCCUAUUUCUAUUCUUUUAGCGAUUUCUGUUAAGUGUCUGAAAUACGUACCUGACUUUACAAAGCUAGACAAUUAUCAUCUUUAUCCUCCUCCUCCUCUCAAAAAAAUCUUCUUAGAAUACUUGAACUCUGAUUACCCCCUCCAGUCUUACCUGUCACUGUGUCCCAUGCUCCUUGUUUUGCAACCCACAAAUUAAUCAUCACUAUUCACGUGCCAAGUAAGUGCAUGUUAAAUGACUUAUGUGUUUCCCAGUUUAGUUGCUCACCAUUUUCUCACCUAAUUUCUUCUUUUAGAGUUCUAUAAACUCACUACAAAGUGCCUAGAUGCUUUUAUUUUUAUUUAUUCUGCUCUGGAUUUUAUGUGAGGAUCCUGGUCUUUAAUCAAUUUUGGAAGCUCUUCUUCAGGAACUGCCUCUCCAUCUUUCUUUUCUCUCCUUCCGGAAUUCUGAUUGGCCGUGUGAGUUCUUCUCAACUUUAGGUCACUUCCUCUUUUAUAUGUUCCAUCACCUUGUUUCUCUAUUUAAUCACUUCUGAUUAUCCUUCAAUUCAGAGAGAUUCUCUUCUGCGGUGUCUAAUCUUUUUUGCCUCAUCCUUUGAGACUUGAAUUUCAAUAGUUUUUCGCCAAUUCUAGAAAUUCCUUUUAAAAUCUGUGUUCCUUUUUAGUAUCUUGCUUUUAUAUUUUAAUCUCUCCCUAUCCCACCUUUUUCUCUAACCAUAAGCUCCAGGAAUGAGAGGAGGACUUUUGGUUAACUGCUGUUAUCCUCAGCGCCUCUGGAACUAAGAGACUCUGCGUAUGCACUGUCAGAUGACAGUGAAGCAGGAACAGAGGAUGCCGAUCUGCAUCCUGGCCUGCGAUUUUCCCGCCGCCUCUGGAGCUGCGAGCACCCGGCUUUUUCAGUCUCGGCUCAGCCUGGGCCUGGGGGAGAGGGGCCACACAGGCCAUGACGUCACAGGACUGUGACGCGCCCUGGGCGCCCCCGCCCUUUACAGAGCGAGUCGGGGAUCCAGGCUCUCUGCGCCCUGACGUCACGGUCUGGGCGGGCGGGUUUUGCGUCGGCCCAAUGGGAGCAGCGCACCGGCCUCCCCUUUAAGGAAUGUUGUGACCUGACGUCACCCAGGCGAGUUACCUCCCCGAGCCUCCGCCGCCGGGCUCAGCGUGAGCCCCGGAGCCCUUGAGCGUGAGGUGCGGAGCCCCUGAACCACAGCUACAUCCCUAAGCCGUGCACCUCGGAGCCUCAGCCUGUGCGCCCUGCCGGGCCCGCGAGAUGCCCUCUGACCGGCCUUUCAAGCAGCGGCGGAGCUUCGCCGACCGCUGUAAGGAGGUGCAGCAGAUCCGCGACCAGCACCCCAGCAAGAUCCCGGUGAUCAUCGAGCGCUACAAGGGUGAGAAGCAGCUGCCUGUCCUAGACAAGACCAAGUUCCUGGUCCCAGACCAUGUCAACAUGAGCGAGUUGGUCAAGAUAAUCCGGCGCCGCCUGCAGCUUAACCCCACGCAGGCCUUCUUCUUGCUGGUGAACCAGCACAGCAUGGUGAGCGUGUCCACGCCCAUCGCAGACAUCUAUGAGCAGGAGAAAGAUGAUGACGGCUUCCUCUACAUGGUCUACGCCUCCCAGGAAACCUUCGGCUUCUGAGCCAGCAGUAGGGGGGGGGGGUUUGGCUUGGGAGUGGGGGGCCCUAUCAGGCUCUGCCCAGAGAGCUCCUGGCUCCUGAACUGAGCUGCUUCUGCCCCUGGGGGGCUGGGCAGGGAUGCUGCCCCUUAGGGGGCACCAACCACUCUGACUCUGUCCUGGGUGCAUCCUGGGCUAGUCAUGCAGUCAUGUUAGGGUUGUCCCUCUGGGUGCUUGAUGGGGGAAGGUAUGGAGCAGCCCCGCCCCCGCCCCCAGCACCCCUGCUGUCUGGUUUAUCUUUUUUUUAGUUCCUGCCUGUCUGCCCCUCCCCCACCUGAGGCGCUGCCCCCUGCCUGGACCUACCCUCUCCUGAAGGACUAGUCCCCGGCUCACCUGGUCUUGAAUGGAUCUGUGGUCAUUGUCCCUCUGCAGAAUAAAGAUUGCUCAGGCCUGCCUGGC